Rhizopus microsporus ATCC 52813 is the source of this 372-nucleotide messenger RNA. RefSeq lists its product as uncharacterized. NCBI's taxonomy places the organism in Eukaryota, Fungi, Mucoromycota, Mucoromycetes, Mucorales, Rhizopodaceae. The record is from RefSeq and is a predicted model, not a curated record. Bases 1 to 372 code for a protein of 123 amino acids. Gene Ontology annotation, biological process: mRNA processing. The transcript has 2 exons.
AUGCUGUCAAGAGUGCUCUCUGGUCAUUCAUUUUUACAUAUUGUUCGUAGAGCAAUCAUUCCCACAUGGGCUGGAAAUACACAGCGCGCUGUUUCUACUCUUCCUACAGUUCACAACGCACAAAGCAUUCAACUAUUGGGUCACAACGUCAAAGAGACUAAAGCUGCUGCCAGUAUUUCGGAUUAUGUUUCUCGCCUUCGUCCAUUCUCUGCACCACCAGCUCCUCAACCUAUCACCACACCCCUUACCGGCGUUGAAGAACAACUAGAGUUGACAAGUGUACUUAGAAAACGUCGUUUGAAGAUGAACAAGCACAAACAUAAAAAAUUAAGAAAGAGAACUCGUGCCUUGAGAAAGAGACUCGGUAAAUAA